AUGAACGCUGGCCUGACGCUCGUUUUGUUUGCUGUUCGGAUUGAUCGUCGUAUAACAAGUACGACGUCGGAUGCUGCCUCUUCAAGACCCUGUCCAUAUCGACUAUCGCUCCAUGGCUGACCUCCCUGCCGACGACCAGAAGCCCAACAUCGACGAUGACCGCGUCCAGCUCCCCAGCAUCUUCACUGGCUUCAACGACGACACCCGUGAGCUUCGUCGCUCGUCGCUCCCGACCCUCCACUCAGAGAGCAGGCGGCACGCGCCUUAUCCACGGCCGUCGUACACGUCCAGCAACCUCGCUAGCUAUACCUUCCCGCCGACGAACGAAGAGACCGCGACGACAUAUGCUGCAGACAGUGGCUAUGGUGGCAGUGGUAUCUCCCCGUUCUCCCCAGAGAGUGACUGGAAUAGCAACUCGCCUGGCAUCGUUCGUCCAUCGUCUACACCCGGCACCGCGACGACAACCCAGCUCAAGUACGACGACUCUAUGCGUCACCAGUCUUACCCGACGCCAAUGCUGCGUAUCUCUGGCCAGCAGCGCUCGUAUCCCUCCCAUUCCCUCCCCCCUACCCUCCCAACAUUGCCUCCUGCUGACUCGCCGUACCCAUCAGUCGGUCCAGAUGGUGCUCCACCUGUUGAGCGGCCCCAACGAAAACGCGGCAAGUUGCCAAAAGAGACGACUGAUUUCCUCAAAGCCUGGCUUCAUCGUCACUCGGACCAUCCAUAUCCGAGCGAAGAGGAGAAGAAACAGCUCUGCCAUGCAACGGGCUUGUCGAUGAGCCAGGUAUCCAACUGGAUGAUCAAUGCUCGUCGUCGCAUUCUGGCGCCAGCACGACCUUCAUCGGGUCCGACAACGACCGCCCCCUUCCCGCCAUCUAUGGGUGCCCGCCGUGCCUCUCUCCCUGCCACCGCUGAUUCCUUACAGCUAUAUCACCCCAUGUCCCUCCAGUCCGUUCCCUUUUACCGCCAACACCACUCACUUUCCCACCCUUCCCAGCAUUCUCACUCACAUUCGCCCGGUCCUCUGCACCAUUCGCCUUCACUUUCCCUUUCAGCCGCACAAAAUGGCAUGUAUUAUCCCGCCAACCCUCUCUCAGCCCCGGCCACUAUGUCCUCUUCGAAUCCUUUCACGGGCGGUGGUCAUCAUCAGGGCGUGUAUUCCAAUGCUGGCGCAUAUAAUAGGGAUUAUUUCCCGGACUCCCAGUGAUCGAUUCCAGUCUAUACCAUCAUAUUAUUUUAUCGUAGAUCGUGCCCUCUGUUUGUCUUGCUGUUAUUUAAACAUCAUCAGUUGUAUACCAAUCGAGUCGAGUAUAUACUUUAUUACAAGUUUAUCCUUAUAAUUACCCCGCGGACGUUUGUUCUCUCUACUACAAAAUUGUAAGUACUAGCAUCUACAGUACUCUCGAAUCCAACCGCAUCAAGUGUACCCAAC
This is a messenger RNA of Guyanagaster necrorhizus, 1432 nucleotides long. RefSeq lists its product as uncharacterized. The coding region runs from base 113 to 1207 and encodes 364 amino acids. The record is from RefSeq and is a predicted model, not a curated record. Gene Ontology annotation, biological process: regulation of DNA-templated transcription. Gene Ontology annotation, molecular function: DNA binding. The transcript is spliced from 2 exons. NCBI's taxonomy places the organism in Eukaryota, Fungi, Basidiomycota, Agaricomycetes, Agaricales, Physalacriaceae.